AGUUUGUUCGAUGACCGACUCGUUCGUUGUGCGGCUAUAAUAUUUUUUCACUUUUAAAAGUUUUAAACAAAUUUUAAACUUUUCAACGUUCGAAAUAGUUACCCCGUGUUCCAAACUCUUGGAAUUUCUACGUUUAUUUCUGUUUAAAUAUAUUAAAAAACUAACUCAAUAUGUGUGACGAAGAAGUAGCCGCAUUGGUAGUAGACAAUGGAUCUGGUAUGUGCAAAGCCGGUUUUGCCGGAGAUGACGCACCUCGUGCUGUGUUCCCAUCUAUUGUUGGACGUCCCCGUCAUCAGGGAGUCAUGGUUGGUAUGGGACAAAAAGACAGCUAUGUAGGAGAUGAAGCACAAUCCAAAAGAGGUAUUCUUACCUUGAAAUACCCAAUUGAACACGGUAUUGUCACCAACUGGGACGAUAUGGAAAAAAUUUGGCAUCACACUUUCUACAAUGAAUUGCGUGUAGCCCCAGAAGAACACCCAGUAUUACUCACAGAAGCUCCUUUGAACCCCAAGGCUAACCGUGAAAAGAUGACACAAAUCAUGUUUGAGACAUUCAACACUCCGGCUAUGUAUGUUGCUAUCCAAGCUGUACUUUCAUUGUAUGCUUCUGGUCGUACCACUGGUAUCGUCUUGGAUUCUGGUGAUGGUGUAUCUCACACUGUCCCAAUCUAUGAAGGUUAUGCUUUACCUCAUGCUAUCCUUCGUCUCGAUCUCGCUGGCCGUGAUCUCACCGACUACCUAAUGAAAAUCUUAACCGAACGUGGUUACAGUUUCACUACCACUGCUGAACGAGAAAUUGUUCGUGAUAUCAAGGAAAAAUUGUGCUAUGUUGCUUUGGACUUCGAACAAGAAAUGGCUACUGCUGCUUCUUCCAGCUCAUUGGAGAAAUCCUAUGAAUUGCCUGAUGGUCAAGUCAUCACAAUUGGAAACGAAAGAUUCCGUUGCCCAGAAGCUCUUUUCCAACCUUCAUUCUUAGGAAUGGAAGCAUGUGGUAUCCACGAAACUACAUACAACUCCAUCAUGAAGUGUGAUGUAGAUAUCCGUAAGGACUUGUACGCCAACACUGUAUUGUCUGGAGGUACCACCAUGUACCCUGGUAUUGCUGACAGAAUGCAAAAAGAAAUUACUGCUUUGGCUCCAUCUACAAUGAAAAUCAAGAUCAUUGCCCCACCUGAGCGAAAAUACUCAGUAUGGAUUGGAGGAUCUAUCUUGGCUUCUCUGUCUACCUUCCAACAGAUGUGGAUCUCCAAACAGGAGUACGAUGAAUCAGGCCCAUCCAUUGUGCACAGAAAGUGCUUCUAAAUACUUUUAUAUUUAUUUUCCUAAAAAACUGUAUUUUUAUUUGAAUUUUUUCCUGUAUUUUAUAUUUUAAUAAGAAUCAAAAUUAUAAAAAAAAAAAAAAUCCGAUGCAUUAGGCCUACAUUCCAGUAAGUUAUUUACAGCUCAAAGCAUUCCUUUAUCAUAGCACGUCUGCUUUUGAUUUAUAAUUUUUUAUACUGACUGAAUGAAAAGAGAAUAUAAUUAAAUGUAUUUAUUUAAUAAUUA
Molecule: messenger RNA, 1544 nt
Organism: Melanaphis sacchari
Lineage: Eukaryota; Metazoa; Arthropoda; Insecta; Hemiptera; Aphididae
Product: actin-5C
Exons: 5
Coding region: 171-1301 (376 amino acids)
Biological process (GO): mitotic cytokinesis
Source: RefSeq, a predicted model, not a curated record